AUGACGCAAUACCAAAAGGUUGCUGGAACAAUAUCUGGAAAUCAACUUGAUUAUACCUCUGGAAAGUUGGAUAAGAGUCGCGAGCAGUGCCUUCUUGCGUGUUCAGGAGAGGAGAAUUGUGAGGCUGUUCGAUAUGGACGAAGCACAUCCGAAUGCCAGAUGUUGAGUGACGUCAUCCUUCAGUUAUCCGGAAGUGACGCUAACUGGUUGACAUAUCAGAAAGUUAAGGGUUGCCCCGAAGGGUGGGUCGCUUUCGACAAGUCGUGUUACUACUUCUCAACUAAUUUUGUCAACUGGAACGAUGCCGAGGACCACUGUAUAAACUUGGGUAGUCAUCUGGCGACUAUCCGCAGCAUAGAUGAACACCAAUUCAUCGUCGAGAACCGACCUUUUCCGGGCCAGUAUCUCUGGAUUGGAGGGAAACGUUCUUCUACAGUUGCUGGCACUUUUGUUUGGGCCAGCGGUGAACCAUGGGACUUUGACCAUUGGGCGCCAUUUGAACCAAGCGACGUGAGGGAGGAAUGUGUGAAUAUUUUUGGUACAUAUAGAUACGUGGAUUAUUGGAAUGAUAAGGAGUGUUUGCUAGAUCGUGAUCCAUUUGUAUGUGAGAGACUCGCAUCCUCCCACCUCAUAUAA
Messenger RNA from Mya arenaria, 636 nucleotides. Its product is annotated as type-2 ice-structuring protein-like. The record is from RefSeq and is a predicted model, not a curated record. Gene Ontology annotation, molecular function: signaling receptor activity. The transcript is spliced from 2 exons. Bases 1 to 636 code for a protein of 211 amino acids. Lineage: Eukaryota; Metazoa; Mollusca; Bivalvia; Myida; Myidae.